This is a messenger RNA of Nematolebias whitei (Rio pearlfish), 1842 nucleotides long. RefSeq names its product CLPTM1 like (gene clptm1l). The record is from RefSeq and is a predicted model, not a curated record. The transcript is spliced from 18 exons. Bases 175 to 1842 code for a protein of 555 amino acids. NCBI's taxonomy places the organism in Eukaryota, Metazoa, Chordata, Actinopteri, Cyprinodontiformes, Rivulidae. Gene Ontology annotation, cellular component: endomembrane system; membrane.
AACCAGGGGAUAGCUUUAAAAAAUAAUGUGGUCGCUUUAAAGCUGCCCGGCAGAAUUUGUUCCAGUGAAUGGACGGAUGGGCAGCCGAGUGAUUCAGCUGAAGAGACUGCCCUCUGCCAAAUUUACCACAGACAUAUGGCCCUGCUGCUCAGCUAGAGGAGAGAAGCAGCGACCAUGUUUCUGAAAACAUCCUUCACCUCGCUGAUUGUGGGGGUGUUCGUGGUGUACGUGCUCCACACCUGCUGGGUGAUGUAUGGGAUAGUUUACACCAAACCCUGCGACAGCCCCAGAGGAGACAAGUGCAUCACACCUUUCCUGGCUGCAAACCCGAAACUACAGUUGAGUAUCUACACUUCACUACAGUCAAACGCAGACGGAGGGCACACUUUGAUUCAUAAAGAGGAGAACUUUGAUGUCAACAGCAAAUUUGAGAGGAUCGUCAACGUCUCCCUCCCCAAGAAAACGCGCAACAAUGGGACUUUGUACGCGCUAAUAUUUGUCCACCAGGCUGGUUUCAGUCCGUGGCAGGAUUCACGUCAGGUCCAUUCGGUGGUCCAGCUCACCACCUACAUGGUCCCAAAACCUCCUGAAAUCUCUCUGAUUUCUGGUGAAGAUCAAACCCAGGGUCAGAAACAGGAAGAGCAGAAGAAGAAACAGCGCAAUGGUCAGCCUGCAGCGGGAACCGGCACUAAAGGCGGAGCCACUUCUUCACCAGAUCACCCAGUGUCCCACUGGCGCUCUCGUCUAACACUCAACAUCGUCGGUGACCACUUCCUGUUCGACAGAGAAUACCUCCCAAGUGACGUUCACAGAUACCUCAGAGUAUUCCAGAAUGGGAAAAAGAUGGUGUACCUGCCUCUGCUGUUUGUCGAUGAGCUCAGCAACAGAGUCAAAGACCUCGUGGAGAUCAACAGCUCCUCCACAGAGCUGCCUCUGACCAUCUCCUACGACUCCAUCUCUCUGGGGAGACUCAGGUUCUGGAUCCACAUGCAGGACGCCGUUUUUUCUCUGCAGCAGUUCGGCUUCACAGAGAAGGAUGCUGACGAGAUCAAAGGGAUUUUUGUGGACACCAACCUGUACUUUCUGGCUCUGACGUUCUUCGUGGCUGCUUUCCAUCUCCUCUUUGACUUCCUGGCUUUCAAAAACGACAUCAGCUUCUGGAAGCAGAAGAAAAGCAUGGUGGGGAUGUCCAGUAAAGCAGUGCUGUGGAGAUGUUUCAGCACCAUCGUUAUCUUCCUGUAUUUGUUCGACGAGCAGACGAGCCUCCUCGUGCUCAUACCAGCUGGGAUCGGCUCCAUCAUCGAAGUGUGGAAAGUGAAGAAAGCCUUUAAAAUCCAGGUUUCUUGGAAAGGAGGCAAACCAACAUUCCUGUUUGGAAAAUUAGAUGAAUCAGAAAGAAGAACAGAAGAAUAUGAUACUUUGGCCAUGAAGUAUCUGUCGUACCUCCUGUAUCCUCUGUGUAUCGGAGGAGCAGUUUACGCUCUGGUGUUCCUGCGAUAUAAAAGCUGGUACUCAUGGUUGAUAAACAGCUUGGUGAACGGAGUGUAUGCUUUUGGAUUCCUCUUCAUGCUCCCUCAACUCUUUGUCAACUAUAAGCUGAAGUCUGUGGCUCACCUGCCCUGGAAGGCCUUUAUGUACAAGGCUUUCAACACGUUCAUUGAUGAUGUAUUUGCCUUCAUCAUCACCAUGCCAACGUCUCACAGACUGGCCUGCUUCAGAGACGAUGUGGUGUUCCUCAUUUACCUUUACCAGAGAUGGCUGUACCCAGUGGACAGGAGUCGAGUCAACGAAUACGGCAUUUCGUAUGAUGAAAAGCCUAAAGGGAAGUCUCACAAGGAGUAG